GGCUCUCCGUACACAGGCGGGGUUGUUUGGAAGGCAGCAAUGGCCGCCUCCAGUCCAGUAAGGGCGACAGCGACUCUUUCCAAAGCAGAGUACCUGAAACGCUACCUCUCUGGAGACGCGGAGUCCAAAAAAACAAGAGAGAAGAAACUCAGGAAAAAGAGACCUAAACCGAGCGGCAAAGGGAUGAGAAUCGUCGAUGAUGACGUGGACUGGAAACAGUUCAUUCAGAGCGAGGAGAAAGACAAGCAGGAUGAAGAGGAGGAGGAGGAAGCUCCUGUGGUGGCUGAAGUUAUUGACGAGCGACCAGAUGAGGUGAAGAGGCUGGAGGAGUUCACAAACAGUAAUAAGUGGAAGACGGUGGGAGAUCGAAAUGAAGAUUCUCAGGAUUCCGAACAUUCCCACGUUUCGCAUUUAACAGCAAGCUCAGGUGCUGCCUCUCAAAAGAGAACAGAGGACGUAUCCAGGAGAGGCCGGCAUGACUCCCCUGACCUCUCGGCUUCCAGGAAAGGCCGGCACGACUCCCCUGACCUCUCGGCUUCCAGGAAAGGCCGGCACGACUCCCCUGACCUCUCACCUGCCAGGAAAGGCCGGCACGACUCCCCUGACCUCUCAGCUUCCAGGAAAGGCCGGCACGACUCCCCUGACCUCUCACCUGCCAGGAAAGGCCGGCACGACUCCCCUGACCUCUCACCUGCGAGGAAAGGUCGGCACGACUCCCCUGACCUCUCACCUGCGAGGAAAGGACGGCACGAUUCUCCUGACCUCUCAGCCCCGAGACGGAAACCUGCCUCGGCUGCAGAGAAGUCUCGCAGGCGUCGCGAUUCGCCGUCCUCUUCUCCCUCACGCAGGAGACGACACGACUCCUCAGAUCUCUCCCCUCCCAGGAACAGCCGGCAAGAUUCUGACUCUGACCUCUCCCCGCCUCGCAAGAAGCAGAGCGUAAAAAGAGAUGCCUCCCCUCACAGAAGGAAACACAAAGCAGUUCCUUCAACACAGCAGCGCCACGACUCCGAUUCAGACGUCUCCCCUCCCAGACGGAAAGCUCGGGGUUCUGAUUCUGACCUGUCACCGCAAAGGCGACGCCCCCAGCAGGGAGGGAGGCGGGGCUCCGACUCUGACCUGUCACCGCCAAGGCGACGGCCCCAGCAGGGAGGGAGGCGGGGCUCCGACUCUGACCUGUCGCCGCCAAGGCGACGGCCCCAGCAGGGAGGGAGGCGGGGCUCCGACUCUGACCUGUCACCACCCAGACGAAAUGCUCGGACAUCCUCAGACAUGUCUCCCCCACGCAGAGGAAACGGAGUCCAAGGAGCUAAUCAGAUGCUGUCUGGAGGGGCAGCGGGGCUGGUCUCAGUGGAGGUCCUGAGGAAGGAGCACGAGGAGAAUCGGAAACGUGAGAGGCAGAACAAGCCCCUGGAAGAGGCAUCCCGGAAUGCUCAAACAGUUUUCCGAGACAAGUCUGGGAAGAAGCGGGAUAUCGAGCUGGAGCGGAUUGAAAAGCAGAAGGCAGCGGGCGAGAAAGCAGAGAAGGAUGAGAAAUACGCACAGUGGGGGAAAGGGCUGGUGCAGGGGGGUAUGCAGCAGCGCAACGUGGAGGAUGCUGUGCUGGAGGCUCAGAAGCCACUGGCGAGACACAUCGACGAUGAAGACCUGGACAAGCUGCUGAGAGAGCAGGAGAGGGACGGGGACCCCAUGGCAGGGCUGCUGCGCAAGAAGAAGGAGAAAGAAGGGCAGAAGAAAGGCGUCAAAGAGAGACCGAGGUAUAAGGGACCAGCGCCGCCUCCGAACAGGUUUAACAUCAUGCCUGGAUACCGCUGGGACGGAGUCAACAGGUCUAACGGUUUUGAGAAGCAGAGGUACAGCAGAAUGGCAGAUAAGAAAGCCGGACAGGAAGUGGCCUAUAAGUGGAGUGUGGAGGAUAUGUAAACUACGACAGCUGAUGUACAGACUGGACUUUUCAAGAGGGCCCGUCCCUUUUACUUAAGCAAAAAAGAAACAAGAAGGACCAACAGACGCUAUUUCUUUUUUGUAUCUUUGUGUGCAGCUGCUUGGUCCCGUCACGCACUUUUCUGACCAGUGACGAAGAAAGCACAGGGGAUCCUGCCGAGCAGCUACAAGCUCAACACUACGGCUGUGUUCUCAUUCACUGCCUAAAGCCGCGGUCCCAUCCUGAUGGAAAAGGCAGGACUCCAAACACUUUUACUGAAAAAAAAAAAAUCUAAAUGUUGGCAAGGGUUGUUUCCUGUGUUCAAUCAAUUUUGUUUUUUCAAGCCUCUGUCUAAAUGCCAAACCUUUUGAAGAUCCACACUUGCAGGCAUCGAAGCACCCAUGCUGAUACAUAAUCUACAAACUGCUAGGCGAAUCUGACCAGAACUUUCUGGGCACUUGCUGCAAAGGGGAGCAGUGCUUUUAGUUUUGUAUUGUGGCGACAUGAGAACUGCAUUAACUAUCUUUCAGUGUUUAAUGUGUUAAGACCAGAAAGGUGGUUGUUUUAUUUUCAGAUGUUUAAAACAAGCAGGACUGGUUUUGUACUGGACCUCUUGAGUUUGUAUAGAAAACAAUUAUGUAAGUACUGUCUCCGUGGCUUACCUUUUGUAUAGAGGCAGCAGGUUGUUUUUUUUUCUUUACACCUGCAUAUGUGUUUGCACCGGGCGGCUGGAUUCAUUCUGGGUUUUAUGGUGUCAGUUUGCUUGGCAGGACUGUUCUGUGUACAGAAAUGCAGCUGGCUGACUUGCGAGUGGUUUCAUCUAUUUCUGUAAAUUCCUGCACACACAGCUGUUGCUGUACCCCACUGUAAUUCCUGUUUUAUGAACAAUACAUGUUUUGUUGUUUUUUUUAAUUUAUUUGCCCUUCUGUGAUUUGUUGAGGAAACUGUUCCAAAGUAGUUUUCCUGGAGUGAAUGUGCUGAUGAUGCAAGUGCAGUAACUAACAUGGAAGGGAAAGAUGCAGGCACUGAUUUACAUUAGCGUUGC
Messenger RNA from Polyodon spathula (Mississippi paddlefish), 2969 nucleotides. RefSeq names its product BUD13 homolog (gene bud13). Lineage: Eukaryota; Metazoa; Chordata; Actinopteri; Acipenseriformes; Polyodontidae. The record is from RefSeq and is a predicted model, not a curated record. The coding region runs from base 40 to 1923 and encodes 627 amino acids. Gene Ontology annotation, cellular component: RES complex; U2-type spliceosomal complex. The transcript has 11 exons. Gene Ontology annotation, biological process: mRNA splicing, via spliceosome. Gene Ontology annotation, molecular function: RNA binding.